This is a messenger RNA of Trichomonas vaginalis G3, 207 nucleotides long. Its product is annotated as cyclin-dependent kinase inhibitor 2C-related family. Gene Ontology annotation, molecular function: protein binding. The coding region runs from base 1 to 207 and encodes 68 amino acids. Gene Ontology annotation, cellular component: nucleus; cytoplasm. The record is from RefSeq and is a predicted model, not a curated record. NCBI's taxonomy places the organism in Eukaryota, Parabasalia, Trichomonadida, Trichomonadidae. The transcript has a single exon.
AUGACGACCUUUUAUAAAGCAGCAUGGAAUAAUAGUAAAGAAACAGCUGAAGUUCUUAUUUCACAUGGUGCAAAUAUGAAUGAAAAAGAUGAAGAUGGAAAUACACCUCUUCAUGAAGCAGCAAAAAAUAAUUGCAAAGAAAUAGUAGAACUUCUUAUUUCACAUGGUGCAAAUAUCAAUAAAAAAGUGAGGAUAAUAAAGAAAUAG